Molecule: messenger RNA, 960 nt
Organism: Zychaea mexicana
Lineage: Eukaryota; Fungi; Mucoromycota; Mucoromycetes; Mucorales; Lichtheimiaceae
Exons: 1
Source: RefSeq, a predicted model, not a curated record
GAUUACCUCACAUCGCAAGUCAACUUUAUCAGCAAUGGAUACUCAACAUCAAAACCCACCUCUUACUCAAGACAACCACGAGAUGGAUCGUUCAUCCGUGAAAAUGUUCAGUUUUGCUCUAACUGCAAGUGCGAAAACCAGCCUGUUGAAUUGUUUGUUGGCAAGACACGGAACUAUAAAACGUGUAGAUUGUGUCGUGAACGUCAGAGUGACGUCGGAAAACCCAUUCCAGACCAAUUGCUCGUAACGAUGGAAGAAGUAGAGGCUAUGAUUCCGUCUCGUACUGAUCUUCCAAGCGCAAACGACACUCUUGAAGGUUACUCUCUCGAUGUCUACGUUCAACUCGAUGAACAGCUGUCGACAAUGGCAGAUCAGGAGCUUACUGCUGCAAUCGUUGGCCGCAUUCAAGCCAUCGACGGUUACAAUUACUACCAUGUAUCUCGAACCGAACCCGGGAAGAAGUUUUCUUGGUCGUUUUUGCAUAAGUGCUCUCAAGAUUUCGAUGUGCAACACCAAGUUCCUGAUGGCGAUCGCCUGCGAUUGCAUACGCGAAUGGAGACAUUCCUUUGUGGGGGUUAUAUCAAGGGAUUAGUCGAUAAGCCCAAUGGCUAUUUCUAUCUACAUGUCGAGCACACGCAUGCACAUCAAACUGCUCCAAUCCAGGCAAUGCGCGCUGUAUUAACUUUUGUUUGCUUGCUUUAUACUCUUAAUUUCAUAUGAUUACUUCUUGUCCUGACAAAAUUAUCCACGAUACUCGAUGUUUGGUGAGGAAAACAAAGUAAGUAUGCCGCGUAUCAACAUGAAUGUGUAUGAAUUAUCCAGUAAAUGAAAGUGCAACAUAGACACCAUGUAAUACAUAAGUAGAGGUGAUUCUUUAGGCCGAUCUGAAAAAAAAGUUGGCGUUUCUCUACCGGCUAUUUAAUUGUCCGAGAGUGAUUAGGUCACGUGUCCGUGAAAAAA